This is a messenger RNA of Elgaria multicarinata webbii, 2764 nucleotides long. RefSeq names its product TBC1 domain family member 30 (gene TBC1D30). Bases 43 to 2718 code for a protein of 891 amino acids. Gene Ontology annotation, cellular component: endoplasmic reticulum. NCBI's taxonomy places the organism in Eukaryota, Metazoa, Chordata, Lepidosauria, Squamata, Anguidae. The transcript is spliced from 13 exons. The record is from RefSeq and is a predicted model, not a curated record.
UUGCUCUCAUUCGCGGCGAGAGUGCCGUGAAGCGGCUCCGGAAUGGAGCUGACGGAGGUCAACCUGGCCGACGACGGGGAUCCUGGAGCAGGAAGGCGCAGCAGCGUGGAGGAGCCCGCCCGGGUGGGCAGCAGCGCGGACAGCCUGCCGGAGGAGGAGGAGGACGACGAGGAGGAGGAAGAACAGGCGGCAGUGGCGGGCCGGCGCAGGAGGGCCAGCCGCGCUUCCUCGCUGGUGAGCGGCCUCCUGACCGAGCUCUACAGCGUGGGGCGCGCCCCCCACCGCGACAGCGUGGACAGCUCCACGGAGGCGUCCGCCGGCUCCGACGCCUUCCCCGGGGGCCGGGGCAGCAGCGCCGAGUCCCGCUUCCUGCAGGAGCUUCAGCGGAGGCCUGGCCAGCGGCACCAGAGGAAGUACCUGACCCAGAAAGAUCCCAACGAAUUGACAACAAUAAUACGUGAGCUGAAUUACAGAAUUUGCGUCCAAUCAGCAAAACUACUUCGCCUUCUGAAACAAAAGGACAGGCUUUUGCAUAAAGUGCAGAAGAAUUGUGAUAUUGUGACAGCCUGUUUGCAAGCAGUUUCCCAAAAACGGAGAGUUGACACAAAGUUGAAGUUUACACUUGAACCAUCUUUAGGUCAAAAUGGUUUUCAGCAGUGGCAUGAUGCCCUCAAAGCAGUGGCAAGGCUGCCAACAGGAAUACCGAAGGAGUGGAGGAGAAAGGUCUGGCUCACCUUGGCAGAUCACUACUUGAGGAGCAUAGCAAUUGACUGGGAUAAAACUAUGCGCUUUACUUUCAAUGACAGAAGCAAUCCUGAUGAUGACUCCAUGGGUAUUCAGAUUGUAAAGGAUCUUCAUCGAACCGGAUGCAGUUCUUACUGUGGCCAGGAGGCAGAGCAAGACAGAGUAGUAUUAAAACGGGUUUUACUGGCCUAUGCUAGGUGGAACAAAUCUGUAGGAUAUUGUCAAGGCUUUAACAUCCUAGCUGCCCUUAUCCUGGAAGUAGUGGAAGGCAAUGAGGGAGAUGCUUUAAAAAUCAUGAUUUAUUUAAUUGAUAAAGUGCUGCCUGACAGCUAUUUUGUCAAUAACCUUCGAGCGUUGUCUGUUGACAUGGCUGUGUUUCGAGACCUCCUAAGAAUGAAACUUCCUGAGCUCUCUCAGCAGUUGGAUACUCUUCAAAGAGCUGCCAACAGGGAAAGUGGAGGUGGCUAUGAGCCCCCACUUACAAAUGUCUUCACGAUGCAGUGGUUCCUGACCCUGUUUGCUACGUGCCUUCCUAACCAUACAGUUCUAAAAAUUUGGGAUUCUGUAUUUUUUGAAGGGUCAGAAAUUAUACUCAGAGUAGCACUGGCUAUUUGGGCAAAGCUAGGAGAGCAGAUAGAUUGUUGUGAAACUGCAGAUGAAUUCUAUGGCACCAUGGGAAAGUUAACCCAGGAGAUGCUCGAAGACAACCUCAUUGAUAGCAAUGAACUCAUGCAGACGGUUUAUUCUAUGGCGCAGUUCCCUUUCCCACAACUAGCUGAAUUAAGGGAGAAAUAUACAUACAACAUUACUCCUUUCCCUGCCUCAGUAAAAUCAACUUCGGGACGGCUGGGAAAAAUUAGAGACAGUGAUGAGGAGAAUGACCUCGAUGACGAAGAUUCCAUAGCCAAUAUCAUUGGUUGCCUGGGACCAUUCACUGGGUUUCUGACUCCAGAACUACAGAAAUAUCAAAAGCAGUUCAAAGAUCAUAAUGAAGAGCAGAGUCUAGGCUCUAGUAAUAUUGCAGAACUAAGCCCUGGAGCAAUAGAUGCCUGUCGAAGUGAAUACCAUGCAGUCUUCAACAGUAUGAUGAUGGAACGUAUGACCACAGACAUUAAUGCUUUGAAAAGACAGUAUUCCCGGAUAAAGAAGAAGCAGCAGCAGCAGGUUCAUCAGGUGUACAUCAGAGCAGAUAAAGGGCCAGUUACCAGUCUGCUGCCUUCUCAGGUGAACCAUUCCCCAGUUAUCAACCAUCUUCUACUAGGAAAGAAGAUCAAACCAACUAACAGAUCUGCCAAAAAUGCUAUUCAUAUUCCAAGUCAUGUCGGAGGCAAGAUGUCACCCAGUCCCAAUGAAGAUCUUAAAACAAAGCUCAAUUCUCCCUGGCGCACUCACAUUAGAGUACACCGAAAAAACAUGGCAAGAGCCAGAGGUCAACUGGGCUAUGGGGAUACUAUAGGACUAAUAGAGGAGCAGAGUGAAGGUGGGAAAACUAACAAUCCCAAUGCAAAAGAAGAGGCUCCAAGCAAACCUGAAUCUGAAGAAAGAGAAGGGAGUGAUUCAGAUUCUAGUACUGCCAGGAAAGCUGAUGGACAAUCUCCUGAACCAAGUUACAAAGAUGCCAAUGCCAGUACCAACAUAUCAGCAGUUCAGCUGAAGCUGGAAGCUCUGGAACUUACCCAGACUAGCAAAGAUGAUACUGAAUCUGUAUCAAAUCUGUACUGUCAAACACAUACAUCUGAGCUGCCUGGUUUGCCCAAUGACAGUGGGACAAUGGCAAAAUCUCCCCAAGCCAGCACUCCUAAAUCACAAGUCUUCAAUCCUUUUCCUAGUGUCAAGCCACUCAGAAAAUCCACUGCAGCCAGAAAUCUAGGAUUGUAUGGCCCAACUGAAAGAACCCCAACUGUACACUUUCCACAAAUGAGCAGAAGCUUUAACAAGCCCACAAGUGGUAACAGCGGCUCUAAGAAACGAUGAUGUAUAUACCACCAGCACGUUGUUGUUGUUAUUGUUGUUAUUGUUG